Messenger RNA from Brugia malayi, 1338 nucleotides. RefSeq lists its product as uncharacterized. Lineage: Eukaryota; Metazoa; Nematoda; Chromadorea; Rhabditida; Onchocercidae. Gene Ontology annotation, biological process: tRNA wobble uridine modification; tRNA methylation. Gene Ontology annotation, cellular component: cytoplasm; mitochondrion. Bases 1 to 1338 code for a protein of 445 amino acids. The record is from RefSeq and is a predicted model, not a curated record. The transcript is spliced from 9 exons. Gene Ontology annotation, molecular function: GTPase activity; GTP binding; protein binding.
AUGCUUGAGGCGUAUGCAGUAUUGAGACAUCUGAGGCGUUAUUCCACCAUAUUUGCUAUGAGUUCGGGUGCGUUACCUGCCGCCAUUUCAGUUAUCCGAGUUUCUGGAAAAGAAAGUCGGCGGUGCUUGGAAGAGCUCACGGGUCGGGAAAAAAUUCUGCCUAGGGAAUUGUUCUAUGCGAAUAUUCGACGAGAUGGAGAACUUAUUGAUCGAGGCAUGGCGGUGUUUUUGCCGGGCCCGAAAACAUCAACAGGGGAAGAUGUGGCUGAAUUCUAUGUGCACGGCAGUCGAGCAGUUGUUGAUUGUUUAUUGGAAGCGCUUGCUCAGUUUGACAAUGUGCAGCCAGCAAAGGCUGGAGAAUUUACGAAAAGGGCAUUUUUCAAUGGAAAGAUGACAUUGCAUGAAGUACAGUCACUUGCGUAUCUUUUGGCUGCACGAACACAGCAUGAAGCAUUGGGAAAUAUAAGAAAGCAAAUUAUUGAAGUACGAGCUUCUGUGGAAGCAUCCAUUGAUUUCGGAGAUGAUGUUGAGUUCCAGUGGGAAGACAUUCGUGUUGCAAUGAGUUCAAUAAUUAGUGAGCUGAGCUGCAUUCAAGAACAAAUGAAGCGAGGAGCGUUGAUUAAUGAAGGUUUAAGGAUCGUUAUUCUAGGACAAACAAAUGUUGGAAAAAGCAGCUUAUUCAAUCAUAUGGCAAACCGAGACAUGGCUAUAGUGUCCAACAUUGAGGGAACUACUCGUGAUUCAUUGGAAAUAACAGUUCAGCUUUCUUCUGUCCCUGUGACCAUUAUUGAUACCGCAGGAAUUCGUGAAAUUCCUUUGGAUUCUCUUGAAGCAGAAGGCAUCCAGAGGACAUUGAGAAGAGCGGUGGAGGCCGAUAUUAUAAUCGUAGUAUUAGAUAGUAGCAUAUGCAAGGAUUUCGAAAGAGAUGUGCGCUCAGUGCUUUCUUGGUGUAAUCUCAAAAAAGAUACACCUGUUUUUGUUGCCCUGAAUAAGUGCGAUUUACGCAGUGUUCCGAAUAAUAUACUUCUUCCGUGGCCAGCUAUUAGCAUAUCAUGCAUUUCUGGUGAAGGGAUCAGUUCAUUGCUUAAAAUUAUUUGUGAUUAUAUCGAUGAGCUGUGUCCAAUUUCCGAUAAUAGCGCUCUUGUUAGUAGUCAGAUUCAUCGGUUACUGGUAAAAGAAGCCAUCUCUGUGCUUACAAAGGCACUGAAAGCAAAGGAUGUUGCCAUUACAGCAGAACUGUUACGCGACGUUUCGGAUUGCAUUAGCGAGAUGUCAGGUAUAGUUGUGAAUGAACAAAUUCUUGACGAAAUAUUUUCUUCAUUUUGUAUUGGGAAAUGA